Penaeus monodon (black tiger shrimp) is the source of this 528-nucleotide messenger RNA. RefSeq lists its product as uncharacterized. The transcript has 4 exons. The record is from RefSeq and is a predicted model, not a curated record. Bases 1 to 528 code for a protein of 175 amino acids. NCBI's taxonomy places the organism in Eukaryota, Metazoa, Arthropoda, Malacostraca, Decapoda, Penaeidae.
AUGGUCAUCGAGUAUCAGAAGGACGCAGAGAAUGCACUUCCGCUACUGCAACUGGUCUGGAUCACCUUCGUGGUCUCGCACGAAAUAAACACAACGCUUCAUAUACAAGGAGAAAAGGGACCUCAAUAUGUUUUUGAACCCAUCGCAUCUCCGUCUCCUGGCCAAGGGCAGAAUGCAACUUCUGUGCCACAAUCUCAGCUAGAAUCAACAAAGGAAGAAAACCCUACCUCAGUACUUCUGGAACAAUCUAUUCCCGAGUGCAAGGAUGACAUCAACCAUGACAGUUUAUUCGACCGGGCCUUUCUCUGCCCCACGGCUGGUUCUCUCUACAAGUUAUUUGAAAAAUUUGAAGGAGCGAUUCAUAGCAUGCGCGUCAAAAUCACGGUGGAGAAGGUAGACGGACAGCUAACACUGCAGCCUCCUCCAAGUAUCAGCAUCAUCUCGCUUUUUCUUCAGAACGCGAACAUAACAGAAAUAUCUCAUGAAACGGAAGACCAGGUUAUAUGCGAUUUUAUAUCUAAUCAGUAG